CGGGCGGAGGGAGACUGUGGAGACAGCCCGGAGCCGAGCGCAGAGCGCUGCGGGGUGCCACAGCCGCGAGGCUCCCACCGACGGGCGCAGCAGGAGCGAGUGGAGCCGGGAGGCGCGCUCCGGGUAGAAAGAGCCAAGCCCGGCGCCCGGACGCGCGGGCGCCCUCCCCGAGCCCCUGCUCCCGCGCCGCGCCCCUCGGCCAGCAUGAGGGUCCUGACGGCAGCGCUGCUCCUGCUGCUCCUGGCGCUGUGCGCCGCGCGCGUGGACGGGUCCAAAUGCAAGUGCUCCCGGAAGGGACCCAAGAUCCGCUACAGCGACGUGAAGAAGCUGGAAAUGAAGCCAAAGUACCCGCACUGCGAGGAGAAAAUGGUUAUCAUCACCACCAAGAGUGUGUCCAGGUACCGGGGUCAGGAGCACUGCCUGCACCCCAAGCUGCAGAGCACCAAGCGGUUCAUCAAGUGGUACAACGCCUGGAAUGAGAAGCGCAGGGUCUACGAAGAAUAGGGUGAAAAACCCCUGACGGGAAAGCUUCACACCGGUUGGAACACAAGCAAAGGGCUUUGCAGAUUAAAAAAACAAACCCUUUCUUUCUCACAGGCAUAAGACACAAAUUAAAUAUUGUUACAAAGCACUUUUUACCGGGGGUCAGUUUUUACAUUUUAUAGCUGUGUGCAAAAAGGCUUCCAGAUGUGAGACCCUUCUCUCUUGUGUUCCAGAUUUCGUCACAAGCUGCUUUUUACCGAAGAGGGGAGAAACUCAUGCCUUUCCUUUAUUAAAAAAAAAAAAAAAAAAAAAUGCUUUUUU
Globicephala melas (long-finned pilot whale) is the source of this 804-nucleotide messenger RNA. RefSeq names its product C-X-C motif chemokine ligand 14 (gene CXCL14). Gene Ontology annotation, biological process: immune response. Gene Ontology annotation, molecular function: chemokine activity. NCBI's taxonomy places the organism in Eukaryota, Metazoa, Chordata, Mammalia, Artiodactyla, Delphinidae. The record is from RefSeq and is a predicted model, not a curated record. Gene Ontology annotation, cellular component: extracellular region.